UGGUCCAUUGAGCCACAACUGCACCAAACCAAACCACCAAGCGUUAUGUCACCUUAAAUUAUAGGUUAUAACAAGUUUUAAAAUUGUGUAGUGUAUAUAAAAAUAAUAAAUAUAUCGAUAUGGCGUCCUUGUAUUUGGUUUUGCGACGCGGUAUCUCAACAACAUGCGUUUGCAAUGGUAAACGGAAUUUUCGUAAAUUCCUUUUGUAUGGUAAACGUGGUAGUCGUAACUUUAAGGCACAACAGAGCAAGAAUCCGGAUCCAGAUAUACCAAUAGAUAAAAGAGGCGUACGAAAUACUGGAUACAAAGUAGGUGAUAAGUGGGUUCAUGUACCCGAAAUGAUUCCUGAAUUGAUUGUACCUUCAUUGGAAGGAUUCACAUUAAAGCCAUAUGUGUCAUAUAAAGUAGACCAGUUUACAGAACCUGAAUUUACUCCUCAACAAUUGUUUGAUGCAGUAUAUGCUAAGAAAAUAGAAGAUGAUUUUGCAAAUAGUCAGUUAGAUGAAAAUGGACAGCCAUUAAAUCCUAGUGAGUAUGAAAAACUUACUCCUCAACAAGCUAAGGAUAAUGCUGGGAAAACAGGUUGUGAUCUUUUUGAAGAGGGUUUGACAAAAUCAUUUUAGAUUUCUAGUUAAGUAUAAGUUUUUUAGUAGAUGUAUAUUUCAUCACAAUAAAGAAUUCUUUCAAAAAGCUUUAAACACAUUAUGGGUUUAAACCUGCUUUAUGUUUUAUUUAGAACUUGCAUGUGUGAAUAUAUGUAUGUAUGUAUAUGUAUAUGUAUAUACACACACACACAUGUAUGUUGACAUUUUGCAAUUUACAAAAAGUAACUACUCUUACUAUUAUAUGACUGUUAAAGUGAUAUUAUGUGCGCACUCUUCUCUCUUUUCUGAGAGCAUAGAAAUGUAAUUUGUUAACUUGUACACACACAUAUAUAAGCAAUCAUCUCUCAGGUUUGGUUUUAUUUUGACAAAUUAUUCGGAUGUAAGUCAGUGCUUGAUAGCAAAUUUAUCUUCACAAAAUAACUAGUUAGAUCAAACAUUAUACGUAUUGUAUAAAAACAAUAGCUUAUAUACUUAUAAGAAAAUGUAUGUCGCAUAUAAUGAUUAAAUUCUCUGUAAAAUUUGGAAACUUAGUUGAGUUUUAACAAACAUAAAAUUAAAUUAUUGCUGAUAAAACGUGAACGUUAUGAGCUUAGACAAAAUGGAAAUGUAACAAUGCUGAAAUUGAUUUUCAAUGAGAAGAUAUAGAUAUCUUCAUAGAUAUCUUGCAAUGAUGUCCAUUUGUGAAUAUUGGAAUUUGUUUGCAAUUAAACGAACUUAAAUACGUUACGGUAUUUGUUAAAAAGAUUUUUGAGCGAAGUUUGAUUGUUUUUUAAUAAGAUAAGAAACGGCGAACAAUUGAAAUAGUAAAGUCGUUGUCAGUUGUGCGCGGCCGGUAUUGCUUGCUAUUCUAUGUUACUAGAUUUUUAUAAUAUAUGAAUGUAUAUAUAUGUAUAUACUGUUUUUUAUAAAGUGCUGUAUUCAUAUCAAACAUACAAAUAGUCUUGUAAUAAUUAUUGUUUCCAUUUCAAUGUCUUUUAACAAUUAUAAUCAUGUAAGAGAAGCUCAUAAAACAGAGCUGUUUAAAUAGAAAAUAUGCUAUUUGUAGAAGAAAUCAUAUUUAGAAUAUUAAUAUGUGAAUGCUCAUAAAGAUAUACUUGUAUAAAAGUAGUGCAACUGUUAAUGUGGUGAUUUAUAAAUGUUUCUAAAGAGAUAACAUAUAAAAUGUGUAGUCAACUUAUUUCUAUAUAGGUAAAAAUUGAUCCACAUAAAUAAUUUAUUUAAAUAUCUUUACAGAAUGCAGCACUUCUUACACAUUACUAUUUAUCGCUAAUGUUAUUGUUUUUCGUUAUUAUUAUUUUCUAUUUUCUAUAGUCAUACACCAUAAUUUUGAAGAAUGAAAGAGGGAAACAUUUCUCUAAUUUUGUACACUAGAAAGUUUAUUAAAAGAAUGUAACAAAAAUCUUGCAGUUUGCAUCAUGUUUCCACUCUUUGAUUAAAUCAUCACAAAAAGCAUAAGUGGCAUAGUACUUGUAGUUCGCUAUGUGAAGAAUUUUAUUUUUACUUCAGUCAUAUUCUCUAUAUUUGUUAUUCCUUAUUUCAUUUUUUAUUGCCUUACUCUAUAACAUAUUUAUAAUAUCUCGUUAACAACUUGAGCAUUCAUAUUUCUCACUCAUUGGCAGUAAAGUGUAUUUUCUUUAAAGACUUAUAUCGCGUAAAUUCGGUGUAUAUCUUGUUAUUCGUUUUAUACAUAUGAGCAUAAAAAUGAACAAGUUUAAGAUUUCUACUCCGCGAACUUGUUAAUUUUUAAAUUUUCAUGUAACAUUUAAAACUCCCGCAACUCUUUUGUUUAUCCUCUAAUAGCGAAUGUGUUAUUGAAGCAAGUCUUAUGCCACUUGUUCUUCAAAUAAAUUUGGUGUUUCAUCUUGUUAAUUAUCAGUCUAUGAUAUAAUUGGAUAUUUGACUGGUAAAGAAUCAGUCAUUUUAAUAAGGCAGUUACACAUGUUGCUGUAUGACAAAGAUUUCUCUGCACGAAAAUUGUGUCAAGUCACGCGCAUCGCUCAUGAAGAGAGAGAAAUAUACAUUACGAUACAAUGAUAGAACUUUGUAAAAUGACAUUUGUAUAAAGUUUUAUAUGUGUACAUAUGUAUAAAUAAAUUUUUCUGACAAUA
Molecule: messenger RNA, 2713 nt
Organism: Pseudomyrmex gracilis
Lineage: Eukaryota; Metazoa; Arthropoda; Insecta; Hymenoptera; Formicidae
Gene: mRpL41
Product: 39S ribosomal protein L41, mitochondrial
Exons: 3
Coding region: 120-623 (167 amino acids)
Biological process (GO): translation
Cellular component (GO): mitochondrial large ribosomal subunit
Molecular function (GO): structural constituent of ribosome
Source: RefSeq, a predicted model, not a curated record